Austrofundulus limnaeus is the source of this 463-nucleotide messenger RNA. RefSeq names its product tetratricopeptide repeat domain 9B (gene ttc9b). The record is from RefSeq and is a predicted model, not a curated record. The transcript has 2 exons. Lineage: Eukaryota; Metazoa; Chordata; Actinopteri; Cyprinodontiformes; Rivulidae. The coding region runs from base 20 to 349 and encodes 109 amino acids. Gene Ontology annotation, molecular function: protein binding.
CCUUCCGUCAGUUGUGUUUAUGUUUAACUUUUUAACAAAGGAUUUAUUUGCUUCUUGUCUUCCUCCUGCAGCUUGCCUCUUACAGUCCGAGUUGGUAAACUACGAGCGAGUGAAGGAGUACUGUCUGAAGGUGCUGAGCCACCAGAGAGACCACUUCAAGGCCAUGUAUCGAGCCGGCAUCGCCUUCUAUCACCUGGGUGAUUACGAAUGUGCGUUACGCUACCUGCGUGACGCCAAGAACCGCGAACCCACAGACACCAACGUGCUGCGAUACAUCCAGCUGACAGAGAUGAAGAUGAGCAAGAGUGGUCAGCGGGAUCGAGAGAGCGGCAAGGAGACCCAGGGCUGACCCUUCACAACCUCCUGACCCCUCCCACCUUUGACCCCCGGAACAACCCUACUCCGACCCGCUCCCUUUCUCUGGCUCCUCUCCUCCUCGUUUGACUCCAGACAGCAGCACAGA